GGCUUUCCUGGUCAUGCCAUUCGGACUCUGCAACGCCCCGGGCACCUUCCAAACAGAGAUGCACCGCAUCUUCAGGCCUUACCUGGACAAGUUUAUGGUUGUCUACCUGGAUGAUAUUCUGGUAUUCAGCAAAACUGCCAGGGAACAUGCGGAGCACUUGGCUCCCAUCCUUCAGUCGUUACGUGACAGCCAGUACAAGAUCAACAAAGAGAAGUCCUCCUUUGGGGUUCCCUCUAUUAUCUACCUAGGUCAUGUAAUCUCCGGAGAUGGUCUAGCUCAUGAAGCAGCCAUGAUUGUUGCUAUUCAGGAGUGGCCUCAGCCACAGACAGUGAGGGAUGUCAGGUCCUUCAUGGGUUUAGCCUCAUACUACAGAAAGUUUGUCAAGAACUUUUCUGCAGUGGCUGCGCCCCUGACCAACCUAACAAAGAAAGACACUUCUUUUCUUUGGUCCCUCCACUGUCACUUGGCCUUCACACGACUCAAGAAGGCCUUGACUUGUGCGCCUGUGCUGAAGUUACCUGACCCCACUUUGCCAUUCAUCCUGACCACUGACGCUAGUCAGUAUGGCAUUGGGUCAGUUCUUCAGCAGGAUGAUGGGAAUGGUCUACGGCAUGUAGAGUUUAUGAGUAAGAAGAUCAAGACUCAAAAGCUCCAGAACUCCACCUACGAGAAAGAGCUAUAUGCUCUUGUCUAUGCCCUGAAACAUUGGAAGCACUUUCUCCUGGAAAGGCACUUCAAGAUCUUCUCAGAGCACUCCACCCUGCAGUGGAUGAAGUCCCAAGGAGAGUUGAAUGACAAAUUGGCACGGUACAUUCAGUUCAUAGACAUGUUUGACUUUGAACUGAAAUACAAGAAGGGUUGCUACAAUAAGGUAGCAGAUGCCCUCUCUCGUACCCUUGACUCUUUUGCGUUAAUCUCCUCUACUCACUCCUUUGGAGAGGAGACUCGUCAGACCAUUGCUCGUCUAUUGCCUCAGGAUGAGACUUUCGGGCCCAUAGUCAGGAAUCUGCAAGCAAAUCCUUACUCUGAAGCAGGCUAUGCUCUGAGUUCAGACCAUGAUGCCCGUGGACAUUUUCGGUUCCUAAAGUCUUAUGCAGCCCUGUCGCAGCGCUUCUUCUGGAAGGAGAUGCGGAGUGAUAUGCUGCGCUAUGUGGACACCUGUGAGCUCUGCCAAAGGAAUAAGGUCCAACAUAGACCUCCUUUGGGACUGCUCAAACCCCUACCCAUACCUGAUGGCCCUGCCCAAUCUGUGGCGAUUGACUUUACAGAUCUAGGCAAGACCACCCCUCGUGGCAUGCGUCAGGUUAUGGUCUGCGUGGACAGGUUCUCCAAAUACGCAGAGUUCAUCCCCUUGCCAGAGGUAGCGAAGGUCCCGACUGUGAGAAUAGCCUUUUCUGAGAGGUGGGUCACUCAUCAUGGACCGCCCACUUCUUUAGUCAGUGACAGAGACCCCAGAGUUUGCAGCGAUGAGUGGCAGUCCUAUUGUAAGGAUUACCUGCACUCACGAUUGGACAUGACUUCUGGUCAUCAGCCUGAAGCCAAUGUUCAGGCUGAGGUGAUGAACCAAGUCUUAUUCCAAACGCUACGUACUCUCAUCUCUCCAACAUGUCUGUCCCUCGACAGGGUUCAGUCCCUAUCGGUUACACUGGGGACGUGAGCCACGACAGCCUCUCGAUGACAUCAUCGAUAAAGCCUGAUCUAACAC
Molecule: messenger RNA, 1705 nt
Organism: Chara braunii
Lineage: Eukaryota; Viridiplantae; Streptophyta; Charophyceae; Charales; Characeae
Source: the annotation of a GenBank genome assembly